UUAGUUUCAGAAAUCUCUUCGUAAAAAACUGAAACAACUGCUCCGGUUGCAUUAUUUAUGUAUAAAGUAAACUUUUCGCACGUAAACUGUAGCUAUGCCAUUGUAUCAUCAACAACUUGCAUCCAACUAGCAACACAACAUCCGCAUUACAACAGAUUACACGGCUGUUAUAGUUCAUGACAAUAGUUAUUUGAAUCAAUUUUCUCUCAUUCUAUAUUUAGUUCGAACUUUCCGAUUCAUUACAGAAUGGCAGAACUCUCGGAAAAAAUAUUGUCUUAUCUAAACGAUAUUGGUGACAGUGCUGUUGAUUCCUUGCAAAUAGCAGAAAAGUUCAACAUAGACCACCAAAAAAUCGUGGGAGCGGUUAAAAGUUUGCAAUCAGCUGGAAACCUUAUAAAUGCCGAACAACGAGAUAGCAAAUUCUGGAAGCUGACAGGAGAAGGAGAAAAAGUUGCUUUGAAUGGAAGCUACGAGGCUCUUGUUUUCUAUGCAAUUCCUCCUGAUGGAAUUCUACAGCAGCAGUUGAUGAAAACAGUCUCACAAGCUAAUGUUGGAUUUAGUAAAGCUAUGUCUGCUGGUUGGAUAUAUUUGGAGAAAAAAGAUGGCAGCACUCUUGCAUUCCGCAAGGUUGAUAAUAUAAUUGAUGAGGUUCAAAACAAUUUGUUAAAAAUUCAGAAUUCAAGAGGAAAUGAAGUCUCAGAAAAAAUAAAACAAGAAAUGAAAAAGAGAAAAUUGUUACAGGAAAUAACUGUAAAAAGCUACACUAUUACAAAAGGUUCAGAAUUUACGACUUUGUUGAUGAAGCAAGAGACUGAUUUAACACCUGAGAUGUUAGCUAGGUAAUGUAUAGUUAAAUAU
Parasteatoda tepidariorum (common house spider) is the source of this 858-nucleotide messenger RNA. The record is from RefSeq and is a predicted model, not a curated record. NCBI's taxonomy places the organism in Eukaryota, Metazoa, Arthropoda, Arachnida, Araneae, Theridiidae.